Thlaspi arvense is the source of this 1466-nucleotide messenger RNA. The record is from the annotation of a GenBank genome assembly. Lineage: Eukaryota; Viridiplantae; Streptophyta; Magnoliopsida; Brassicales; Brassicaceae.
AUUCUGGAUCGGAGAGCUACGAAGAAGCCUGGGAAUAAUCGUGACCCCUCUUCGUUCUUCUCUGAUCUUGAAUUUUUUUUUUUUUUCACCAAAUCCUGUCUCUCUCGAUUUGUUUUUCCAAUUCUGUGGCUCAAUAAGAAAAAUCCCCAACGUUACCCACUCGCGAUCGCUCGUAAUCAAUCUUAGGGUUUCGCGAGAUCUGAGAUUACCUUACACAGAGUUCGUCUCUGAGUUUGAUUCUCUUCUGGGUUUGUCUGUGAUCGUGUGAGAAUGUCUCGGUGUUACCCGUUCCCGCCGCCUGGAUAUGUUCGGGACGAGUCUAUGAUCGAAUCGAUCAAGGGGACAAAGGAGGAAGUUAAAAGAGAAAAGAAAAAUAGAAAACACAAGAAGGAUAAAAAGAGGAAGGAGAGGGAAAAUGAAAAUGAGGCGGAGCGAAGCAAAAAGCACCGUCAUAAGAGACGGCGCAGAGAUGAAAGCGACAAGGCUAGUAAGAAGGUUGAUGAUGGUCGCGGAUUGAUAAACAAUGACGCUGAGCUCUUGGAUAAGAGCUGCCUUACAGUGGAACUUGAGCAUCAAACGUCGUCUCAGACUUCUUGUGAUAGCACUCUUCAUAGCAACGAGAGGCCGGAGCAGAGUCAGAGCCUGCUCCUCGACGGUAGACACUACGACUCUGAAACCAGCAUACGGAUCUUGUUACAUGACAAAGGGCAUAAAUUUCCUGAGGCUGAUGAGGUGAUGACGACAGACAAGGAUCAAAAACAGUGCUCUUCCCUGGAUAGGUUAGAUGCUUCUCAGGCUGCUCCUAGCGAGUCCGUGGCUCCACGAGUCUGUCAGGAGAAGAAAAGAGAUCCUGUUUUUGGUUCGUCUGGAGAAGUCAAAACCAAACUCAGUAAAGAGAAGAGAAUAGUUCCUCUGAAAGAUGUCAAGUCCCGGGAAAAAGGCAGACAAACCAGUAUGCAACUAGGCAAAGAGAAGCCGUUCUCUAGUCAUCAAGAAACCAUUGAUGAUUCAAAGCUAUGCAGCAAAUGCCCUCCUUCCACGGCUGUGCGAUUCUUGAAUCUCAUCGAGAACUGGUCUCCUGCUCCUGAUCGGGUUGAGAGCAAGCUCACCGACUCUGAAGAUCAAGAAUGGUGGUUGCUCGUGGAGUUUGGCGCCAAAAGACACCAUCAAGUUAUCGUCAAUCAGACAACUAGCAUUGGAAGUAGUUCGAUGUUGUGGCCAACGGCACGGUUUCUUCCGGAAGCCGGUCUACACGCAUUGCCAUUCACCGUCCCGUUCUGAUUUCCUCGAAGCUUGGUUCAGAGAGAGUUGUUUGAUAUGACCAACAAAUUGUUCUCCUAUGUAUUUUAGAUAGCCUUUAAUUUCGGAAGUAUAUGUGUGAUUCUUUGUAGAUACACUGUUAUAUACAGUAUAUAGUAUAUAUCAAAUCAAUUUUACAUCAGAGAUUCGAGUCUCUCUUGCUCUCU